Meloidogyne enterolobii is the source of this 409-nucleotide messenger RNA. NCBI's taxonomy places the organism in Eukaryota, Metazoa, Nematoda, Chromadorea, Rhabditida, Meloidogynidae. The record is from the annotation of a GenBank genome assembly.
UUUCUACAUUCCUUUACAUAAUAUUAUAACAAAAAUGGUUGAAAUCAGAGAAGAAUCUUCACAACCAAACAAUUCAGGCCAACAACCAAAUAAUUCUAAUGUUCAACGAAAAACGCCAAUGGAAUUUGUCAAAGAAUACCCAAAUGAUGUUUUAGCUUUUGGCUUACGUUUGGCAACAUUAUAUUUUGUGAUUUGUUAUAUACUUCCAAUUACUGAUUCAAAAUUUCAAGCUUUAGCGUAUACCAAAGCUUUUGCAGCAGUUGCGGCAACAAAUGCUUUUCGUCUUCAUCAACGCUUAAGAGCUGUAAAUUGGCCAUUUUUUAGUCAAAUGUUUCUUUAUGAGCUUAUGCUUGAGUUGGUUUUUAAAUUAUUUUUUUUUAAAUUUAAUAAGAGGGAAUAUUAUCUUUAA